CACGACCAGUAUUGAUUAGUUACUCGUGGACGUUGUUAUAAUACAAUUAUACACUUAAUAUUUUGUUCAUUUUAAAAUUUAAGAUCACCAAUUUUUUAACAUGGACAUUGAAAUGUCAGGUGAUGACGAAGAUUUACCAACUAGUAAACUAAAUGGCGGUGGAUUUAAAGAUCUAGAUAUAGAGUCGGGCUAUUUUAAGAUGUUCAAAAACAAAAUGGAAAGCCGAAGAACCCUAUAUAUAGUUUUAAUAUUACUAAUAUUCAUAUUAGCAGUGCUCAUUAUAGCUGUUUUCGGAUUAUCAUUUGCCUAUCAAAAGAUGACGAAAGACCAGACACGGACUUGUACAACAAAUAACUGUUUAAAAUCUGCUAUAGCAUUAGUUGAGUCAAUGAAUAAAUCUGUUGAUCCAUGUGAAGACUUUUAUCAAUUUGCUUGUGGAAAUUUCGGAAAAUUGCAUAAAAUACCUAAAACAGCUAUUUCAAAUGAUCGGUUUGUCGCAGUGCAAUCAUCAAUGUUAGUACUUAAAAAAGAUUUUUUGGAAAGAGAUGAUGUUGACGAUGAACCUUCUUCCGUAUCAAAGUCCAGGCGUUUGUAUCGUUCUUGCGUGGCAACUACAAUAGAUAGAACGGAAACGGCAUAUAUUAUGAAACAAUUAAUUCAGAUUUUAGACACAAGUGGUUUGCCGUUCAAUGUGAUUAUCAAUAGGCAAAAAGCAUCAAAUAUCUCGUCAAUUUUAGCUAGAUUAAAAAAACGAAUGAACUUGGACUAUUUGUUUAUGGUAAAUGUUCAAUCAGAUACAAAAAAUCGAACACUUAAUCGAAUUACUCUAAGUAAACCAAGUGCUACAGAUGUAUUUCCAGUUUACAAAUUAACAAACACAAUUAAGAAAAUGGGUUCAAAAAAAUUGAUUGAAACUGUAGAAAAAGAAAAAAAAACAGCUAACCCAAAUGAAGAUGAA
Molecule: messenger RNA, 958 nt
Organism: Myzus persicae (green peach aphid)
Lineage: Eukaryota; Metazoa; Arthropoda; Insecta; Hemiptera; Aphididae
Product: neprilysin-2-like
Exons: 8
Biological process (GO): protein processing
Cellular component (GO): plasma membrane
Molecular function (GO): metalloendopeptidase activity
Source: RefSeq, a predicted model, not a curated record